AUUAGAACUGAUUAAAUCUGACUAAACUUUCAUACCUUAAAAAAGAUCUUUACAUAAAAGCUUUCAAUCUAUUUAGGACUUAAUGAUUAAGAAAAUUCAGGGUACUGUUUUUCAACCCUGUGCAAAUCCCAGUUCCUAUGUGCAGACUUGUCAAAAUAAAGGAUGGGUACUUAAUCUUGGGGAUCUACUUCAAUACAGAACCUUUGAAAACUUUUUAAAGAGUGGCAGAUUUGGGCUCACAUAUGUUACAGCAACAAUCUAUUCUCUAGCAAAAGCACAAAACACAUGCUGGGCAAAAACUCAUUCCUUUGAAGCAAUAUUAAAAUUGGUGUCUUGUAUUCUUUCUGCCAUGUAGAUCGGAGCCAUGGCUUUGGAGCAUAACCAGUCAACAGAUUACUAUUACGAGGAGAAUGACUUGAACGACACUCAUGACUACAGCCAGUAUGAAAUGAUAUGCAUAAAAGAAGAGGUCAGACAAUUUGCAAAAGUUUUUCUCCCUGCCUUCUUUGCAAUAGCUUUUGUCAUUGGACUUGCAGGUAAUUCCAUAGUGGUGGCAAUUUAUGCCUAUUACAAGAAACAGAGAACCAAAACAGAUGUGUACAUCCUGAAUUUGGCUGUGGCAGAUUUACUCCUUCUGUUCACUCUGCCUUUUUGGGCAGUCAAUGCCGUUCAUGGGUGGAUUUUAGGAAAAGCGAUGUGCAAAGUGACUUCAGCCUUGUACACAGUGAACUUUGUCUCUGGAAUGCAGUUUCUGGCUUGCAUUAGCAUAGACAGAUACUGGGCAGUAACUAAGGCGCCCAGCCAAUCAGGAGUGGGGAGACCUUGCUGGAUCAUUUGUUGUUGUGUCUGGAUGGCUGCCAUCUUGCUGAGUACACCCCAGCUGUUUUUUUAUACAGUAAAUGACAACAGCAGGUGCAUUCCCAUCUUUCCCCACCACCUAGGCGCAUCCAUGAAAGCAUCGAUUCAAAUACUGGAAAUCUGCAUCGGAUUUGUAGUCCCCUUUCUGAUUAUGGGGGUAUGCUACUUUAUCACAGCAUGGACACUCAUCAAGAUGCCAAAUAUUAAAAAAUCUCGGCCCCUCAAAGUUCUGCUCACAGUGGUUAUCGUUUUCAUCAUCACUCAGCUGCCUUAUAACAUUGUCAAGUUCUGCCAAGCCAUAGACACCAUCUACUCCCUGAUCACCAGCUGUGACGUGAGCAAACGCAUGGACGUGGCCAUCCAAGUCACCGAGAGCAUUGCACUCUUUCACAGCUGCCUCAACCCCAUCCUCUACGUUUUUAUGGGAGCCUCUUUCAAAAACUAUAUUAUGAAAGUAGCCAAGAAAUAUGGAUCCUGGAGACGACAGAGACAAAACAUGGAGGAAAUUCCUUUUGAUUCUGAGGGUCCUACAGAGCCAACCAGUUCUUUUAGCAUUUAACUCUAAAACUGCUCUGCCUUUUGCUUGGAUGCACAUGAAUGAUGCUUCUUCCUUAGAUUAAACAUUUGCAUUAUUCUGAAGCUCAAAUCUCAAAUGCAGUUGCUAUAACUUAUAACAAAGAAGAGCUUGGGGGUGGGGGUGAAAUGAAGGAAGACAGAAGCCAAGAUGAGGAGACAAUAAAUGUAAAAACAUGAGAAUUAAAUAAAAUUAAUAACAGGAAAAUACUACUAACAGGCAUAAACAAAGAAACUAGGCUAUAAAGAUCUUUGUGAUGAUGGAAUAGGUUUAUAUCUUAGUUACACAAGGGUAUGUACUUGAUAUAAUGACAUACAACUCUACACAUUGUAUCAGUUUCAACUUCCUGGUUUUGAUAUUAUUCUAGAAUUACCUAAGAUAAACCACUGGGUUCAUUCAUGGGUGAAGGGUACCCACCAUU
Messenger RNA from Castor canadensis (American beaver), 1853 nucleotides. It is a transcript of the gene Ackr4, whose product is annotated as atypical chemokine receptor 4. The record is from RefSeq and is a predicted model, not a curated record. Gene Ontology annotation, molecular function: C-C chemokine receptor activity; C-C chemokine binding; scavenger receptor activity. NCBI's taxonomy places the organism in Eukaryota, Metazoa, Chordata, Mammalia, Rodentia, Castoridae. Gene Ontology annotation, biological process: G protein-coupled receptor signaling pathway; positive regulation of cytosolic calcium ion concentration; immune response. Gene Ontology annotation, cellular component: membrane; external side of plasma membrane.